AUGGACGGCAUCUACCGAGACCCGCCCCCAUCCCCACCGAUACAGACUACUCCUAUUGUCCUAAUACGGGAACACUACAAUGAGGCUCUGUGCCCGGCGUAUGAGCAAUUCUUGGCCCAAUUAAGAUGGCGGCCAAACAAAAGCGGCCCGUCGGUCCUUGCUGACGGUCCGACUUACACGUCUACAACGCCCGUUCAGUAUCAUACCAGACCUUCUCACUCAUCUCUCGAGAAAGAAGAAAAUCGAAGGUUCAAGACAGACAACCCUCCAAUCGACUACAAAAUGGCAUCUCAAGACAUUGUUUCCAUCUUCCAGGCCUUCCUGAACGCAGUCAACAACAAGAAGUGGGAUGAAGUUCACAACCACCUCCAGCCGGUAGUGAGAGCAACCUACAACGAAAACACAGAAAGCAGAGACCAGUUCAUCAACCGCCUCACCACAACGGCCGAUAAGGGCAGUAUCUUCAGCGCAGACCAGCGAUGCCCCCGAGGGGACCUCAUCCUCGUCUUCUUCGAGAACGGCAAGAUUGUCCGUCUCUACCAGGUCGCAAACCAACAGAGCCGGGGAGUAGGUCCCGUGCCCGCGCCGCCGUUCGUGCCCGAGUACGCCGCCAAGGGCUCCCAGAACCCAAUCUCGGCCGCCAAGAUCGAGGCGCUGUACCGCAAGUACAUCUACAGCUACAACGACGGCACCAUGCCCACCGUGCUGCCGGCGCUGUGGGCGGAGACGAUCUCGAUGCACGGGAACCUAGUGCCGGCGGUCGGGGCCGUUGGGUUCCUGGGCAAGAUUCUGCUGCCUGUCAUCGCCGGACUCAAGUAUGAGGUUGACGAGUUUGUGGUUGAUGAGAAGAAGCAGCAGAUCGCCGUCAGGCUGUCCAUUUCAGGCGUGCCUCAGAAUAAGAAUCUGCAAAAGAAUGGCCCGGAUGGGAAGGUUACUGUCUAUGAGCAUGCUUUAUACGGAUAUGAGGAGGGUAAGGUUGCUUGGGCUUGGGCUGCACAGGCUUUCGACAUGAGACCUCCCUCGGUACUCUCAGACCCAAAGCAUUUCACCUUCGAUGCUAUCCUUGGACACCUUAGAGAUCAUUUAUUGUCGCCCAUCCUGUUGAAAACGCACUCCUUCCACUUGUGGAUCCUACACCUUGUAGAAAUGAAUCACAUUCCUCAACGCAGUAGUUCCGUAACCAAGAUCGCCUCUGCAAGAAGAGAGUAA
Colletotrichum lupini is the source of this 1209-nucleotide messenger RNA. RefSeq names its product SnoaL-like polyketide cyclase. The transcript has 4 exons. The coding region runs from base 1 to 1209 and encodes 402 amino acids. The record is from RefSeq and is a predicted model, not a curated record. Lineage: Eukaryota; Fungi; Ascomycota; Sordariomycetes; Glomerellales; Glomerellaceae.